GACUGGGAGGGUGCGGUCUGUCGCAGUCGCAUCUGAUCUCGGGUCACUUCCAUUUCCAUCUCAACUGAGACCCGUGCGCCACAGCGCAGCUUUCAAAAAGCCGAGCCGGGCGCCAGAAACCGCUGCGAGGACGCGCACUCUGACCGCGACUCUGCGCAGCCAGGAUCCGCCUGCGGACGAUUCUGAACGCGCUUGCCAAGAUAAACGGAACUUCUCUAUUUAUUCCCCCUGUCUCCGCUUGGACUGAGAGAAAGCGAGUUUAACAGACCCGAGAGGACGACCGACGAGCUGGCACCAACCUCGCCAUCAUCAAAACGCCUGGGGAACCCUACGCCUCCGGUCCUGGGGUGCGCAACAGGAUGGUGAGCGCCAGGUGCCCCGCACUAUCGCCGUCAUAAUAGACCGGUCCUCCUCCCCCUCCGGUGAUCUUGAGUGUGGACAGAAACUGAAAUUAGGGGGAGGAGGUGUGCUAUAGCAUCAAAUUUUUAUCAUCUCUGAUACUCCAUAUUUUUGGAGUGCCCGUUGGCACCGGUUGGUAUGAGACUCUCCAUAGCGGUAGCGCUGCUCACCGGGUGCAUCUUGUCUUUCUCGCCACUGUGUGACAGCUGCGGACCGGGCAGAGGUUAUGGGAAGAGACGGACUCCGAGGAAGCUCACGCCCCUCGCCUAUAAGCAAUUUAGCCCAAACGUCGCCGAAAAGAUGCUGGGAGCGAGUGGGAGAUACGAAGGGAAGAUUACGCGGAGCUCCGAGCGUUUCAAAGAACUAACACCCAACUACAAUCCAGACAUCGACUUCAAGAAUGAGGAGAAGACAGGUGCGGACCGAAUGAUGACGCAGCGUUGUAAGGACAAGCUUAACUCGCUGGCCAUCUCGGUGAUGAACCUGUGGCCUGGCGUACGUCUGCGGGUCACGGAGGGCUGGGACGAGGACGGACAUCAUUCUGAAGAGUCCUUGCAUUACGAGGGCAGAGCGGUUGACAUCACCACCUCAGACCGCGACCGCAGCAAGUACGCCAUGCUGGCCCGCCUUGCUGUGGAGGCCGGGUUCGACUGGGUCUAUUACGAGUCCAAAGGCCACAUUCACUGCAGUGUCAAAUCAGAUAACUCCGUAGCUGUAAAGACAGGGGGGUGUUUCCCUGGGGGGGCUUUGGUGACAACGGAGGACGGGACGCAGAAAUCAAUCCGUCAGCUCAGAUCUGGCGACCGUGUCCUGGCCUCUGCUGGAAGCGAUGGGUCCGGCGACCUCAUCUACAGCGACGUCCUCACCUUCCUGGACCGCAGCCCCAUUACCCAGAAACUCUUUUACGUUAUGAGCACUGAGGACGGAGCCAGUGUCUCUUUAACAGCCGCUCAUUUACUCUUUGUGUGGGUUGGGAACUGCUCCGGAGACGAGCACCCAACGACAGGAGCCCUCCGGACGAUGUACGCCAGCGAUGCUCAUGCGGGGCAGUGCUUGCUGACCUUGGACCAGCGACACAGAGGGGGACUCAGGAGGCGUGUUUCACGCAUCACUCGAGUGGAGGUGCAGGAGGACCAGGGCGCUUACGCACCGCUCACGGCCCAUGGCACUAUGGUGGUGAAUGGAGUAAUGACCUCGUGUUAUGCAGUCGUGAACAGGCAACAGCUGGCUCACUGGGCGUUUGCUCCUCUCCGUCUUUUGUACAAAUGGACCGGGCCGGAUCAUAAUAAUAAGACUGGCUUACACUGGUACUCUCGCGUCCUGCUUAGUGUGGGAUCACUUCUGCUGGACUCAGAACUGGUCCACCCGUGGGCAUUAGAAGGUCAUGAAAGAUGAUGGAUUGAGAGAUAAAGGAGAGGCCAAAGCAAUUUAAAGACAGAGAUUGAAAUGUUUGAAAGCUCAGGGUUCAGGUCUCGGUUUAGCAUUCAUCCAUCAAUAAGUGUCACUGCUAGGUUUGUCAAAACCAUCUCCGUUUGAGUGAUAUUCCUUAAACAUUCCCUGUCGUCCCGUGCCUGGAAGAUUCACAGCACUUGUUGAGCCAAUGUGGCUGGACUUGUCAAACAAACAAAGCAAUGUUUGAUAGCAACACCAUCACGCAGUUACAUGUUGACUCUGAGAUAAGAGAUUACACAUAUCACAUUUGACUGUAAAGUGAACAGAUUACAUACUGACAUCCAGUCAUGCUUUUUACAGGAAUUCUGAGAGACCAAUUAUGUUUUGUGCUUUAUGUUGUAUGUCUAUGACACGAUUCCCGUAAUCCAGCCCCUUCCUUCAUUAGAUUGUCUUGUUCAACUAAUUUAUAAACAUUUUUAUAGUUACUAAUGAUGUCAUUAAGAUAUGAUUAAAGUAUUUAAAAAUC
Molecule: messenger RNA, 2317 nt
Organism: Triplophysa dalaica
Lineage: Eukaryota; Metazoa; Chordata; Actinopteri; Cypriniformes; Nemacheilidae
Gene: ihhb
Product: Indian hedgehog signaling molecule b
Exons: 3
Coding region: 538-1794 (418 amino acids)
Biological process (GO): multicellular organism development; cell fate specification; intein-mediated protein splicing
Molecular function (GO): patched binding; calcium ion binding
Source: RefSeq, a predicted model, not a curated record